GUAGUCAACCACCCAACGCAGGAGACUGGGGGAUGUUAAACUUUUCCUGGGUACACAAUCAUCAUUGUAGGAAUAUUGAUCCACAGCGACCAUACAUUUGUUGCAUCUCACCGGGAUUAUCAUUCUUUGAAGUUUUACUUGGCCUACUCAUGUUUUUCUUUUAUCAGAAAGUGACUGAAGAAUCAAGGAACCAGUAAUGGAUCAGAACCUGUUUGGAGGGGCACCUAGGUUCCUUACCCGGCCCAAAGCCUUUGCGGUGUGUGUGGGCAAGGAUGCCACCCUGAGCUGCACUAUUGUGGGCAACCCCACCCCGCUGAUUACCUGGGAAAAGGAUAAGCUCAGACUGACCUCCGGGGGACGCUUCAAGAUGGUGAAUGAUGGUGAUAUCUACCGCAUCACCAUCUACGACUUAACCCUGGAGGACAGUGGCCAGUACAUGUGCCGAGCUAAAAACAACGUCGGGGAAGCAUACGCUUGCGUAACUCUUCACGUGGGCCUUCCUCAGGAGAUGGUGGAAAGAGCCCCUGUCUUCAUAGUCAAGCCAACCUCCACCCGGGUGGGCCUGGGGGGCGACGUGCUCUUCUGUUGUCGAGUUGCCGCUUACCCAGAGCCCAAAUUCGACUGGGAGAAGGAUGGGCGUUACCUGGCCGAGACUAACCGCAUCAAGGUGACCUCGGACAACGACAGCAGCUCUUUGAGGAUCCAGAGUGUGCGAAGUUUGGACAGUGGCACGUAUACCUGCCGUGCUCAGAACACAAAGGGCCGUUCACACUCUGCCGCUGCCUUGGUCGUAGACACCCAGGAUUCCCAUCACCUGGGCCAGGACAAGAGCACCUCCCUCCUCUCCCACCUGCAGAAGCGUAAAGAAGGGAUCUCCAUCUACCGCACUGCCGAGACCAGCAGCUCAGCUUACAACUCCACCAUCAAUUCCUCCACAGCCACGAUGGCCACAGACGGGCUGGGCACUUUGGGUCUGGACCACAGGAGCGCGGCACUGGUUAGGCAGCUGCCCAAAGGCGUCUUCACCCGCACCUGCACGGUAACUGAAGGCAAGCACGCCAAGCUCAGUUGCUUCGUCACAGGUCACCCCAAGCCUCACAUCAUCUGGAGAAAGGAUGGAGGGAACAUUGGCGAAGGACGUAGGCACAUUAUGUAUGAGGACCAGGCUGAAAACUUUAUCCUCAAGAUACUGUACUGCAAGCAAAGCGACAAUGGCCUGUACACUUGUAAUGCCUCCAAUAUGGCUGGACAGACCUACAGCGCUGUGUUGGUGAUUGUUAAAGAGCCCAAGGUGCCAUUCAGGAGAAAGUUGCAGGAUGUGGAGGUCCAGGAAAAGAUGACGGCCACUCUCCUGUGCGAGGUGCCUGUCCCGGCCAUCCAGGCCAGCUGGUUCAUGGAGGAGACACGUCUGGAGGAGAGCUCCAAGUAUGGCCUUGAAGAGGAUGGCACCUUGCGUCGCCUCACCAUCCGCAACGUCACCACUAAUGAUGAUGCGGUCUACAUCUGCGAGAUGAAGGAGGGAAGCCGCACCGUGGCCGAGCUCACCGUGCUGGGCAACAUCACUAAGAAACUGCCCCGGAGGACCGUAGUGCCAGUGAGUGAUACGGUGAUCUUCUGUGUUGAGCUGGAGCGUCCCUGUCCUGACGCCUACUGGACACGCAACGGCGAGCGCCUGAAGCCGGACACACGCGUAUCCAUCGCGUGCACCCUUCGACAGUACACGCUAACCAUCAGGAACUGCCAGGCCGACGACUCGGGGGAGGUUGCCUUUGUGGCUGGAGACUGCAUGACCUCCACACGGUUUUCUGUCACCGCCGCCAGAAAGCACCCUCCAGAUCCCCCUAUCGACGUGCAGGUGCAAAACAAGACUGACUCCUCCAUCACCCUCCACUGGGCCCCCCCAGACAGUGACCGACCUGUGCCCAUCAAAGGGUACUUAGUAGAAAGGAAGAAGGUUGGAUCCCAGACCUGGCAGAGGUGUAGUGGUAUGGAGGUCAGCCCAUUCCCUGAGAUCACAAUCCAAAACUUCACAGAGGAGGCCAGCUACCAAUUCCGCAUUUCUGCAGUCAACGACUAUGGCCAGAGCCAAUACCUGGAAGUGCCUGGGACCUUCUAUUUCGAGCCCAGUGCAGAGAUAAAGACCGGCCUGAUAAACAGCACAGCCAUAGCUGGGGAAGAGGCCUCCCUCUCUGUUGAUCUGUCUGCCGUGUGCUCAGGGUUCUGGUCUAUCAAUGGACGCCUCCUGCGUAGUGGUGCUGACUACCUCAUUACCAGACAAAAGACCACGCACACACUGACAAUCCGGACGGUCUUGAUGGAGAUGAACGGCGCUCUGGUCAAAUUUGUUGGCGGUGGCUCCGAGAGCACUUGCACACUCAAAGUGAUGGCUCAACCUGCUCGGUUCACCAGUAAGUCAGCUCAAACCGAGGUGGUGAUCUGCAGCGCCCAGUCCUCCGCCCAGCUGACCACAGAGGUGUCCAGUCACGACGCCCAGGUGGUCUGGAUGAAGAACGGACGAGAGCUGAAGAUGGGCAAGAAGUAUGAGUGCAUAACCACUGACCGCAAGAGGAUCCUGGUGGUACAUAAUGUCACCGAAGAGGACACAGGCAUCUAUGAGUGUGCCUUAAAAGAAGACAAAAUGACCCUGCAGCUUUCUCUAAAAGAUGAAGUUAGGUUCCUGAACAAGCCCAAGGGUCUCAUGGGGGUUGCAUCUGCCCAAAGCGGAGAUCUUGUGUUGAACUGUGAGGUGUCCUCUGCCAGUGGGGUGGUUGUGUGGAAGAAGGAUCAGACAGUGGUCUAUGCGGACCAAAGAACCACCAUUGUCUCCAAAGGGACACAGAGGUCACUGAUCAUCAAGAACGCCAAGAAAAGUGAUGAGGGACAGUACUCCUGCGAGACAGUAGGGGACAAAGUCACAUUCCAGGUCAAGAUAAAAGAAGCCCAGAAAGCAGCUUUCUCCAACAAGGAGUCUGUGCAGAGGGAAGUGAAAGCUGUUCUCUCCCAGAAAGCCACUCUGAGCUGUGAGGUGACUGAUGACAAGAUGGAGGUGAAGUGGUACAAGGACGGCAAACAGAUCAUUGCAAGUAAAACAAUAUAUAUGGAGAAAAAGGGAAAGAGUCGUCUGUUGGUAGUGGAAAAAAUUGCUAAAACGGAUGCUGGAGAGUACACCUGUGAGGCUGGAGCAGAGAAGCUUGUCUUUAAAAUACAUGUUUCAGAUGCCCAACAGUCUGCCUUCUCCAACAAGGAGUCUGUACAGAAGGAGGUGGAAGCUAGUCUAGGCCAGAGGGUAGCUUUGACCUGUGAUGUGUCCGAUGCCAAGACAGAGGUGAAAUGGUACAAGGAUGACAAACUGCUGACUUCAUCUAAGACAGUCCACAUGGAAACAAAUGGCAAGAAUCGUCAGCUGGUGAUAGAGAAGGUAGAGAAGAAGGAUGCUGGCCAGUACACCUGUGAGGUUGGACCUGAGAAACUAUCCUUUAAGAUGAAGGUGACUGAAGCCCAGGCCUUUUCCAACAAAGAGUCUGUACAGAAGGAGGUGAAAGCUAUGAUCUCCCAAAAAGCUACUCUGAGUUGUGAGGUGUUUGAUCCCAAGACAGAGGUGAAAUGGUACAAGGAUGACAAGCUACUGACUCCUAAUAAAAGAGUAUUCAUGGAAACAAAGGGCAAGCGUCGUCAGCUACUGAUAGAGAAGGUAGAGAAGAAGGAUGCUGGCAAAUACAUCUGUCAUGCUGGAGUAGAGAAGCUUGUCUUUGACGUGCAGGUGGCAGAAGAACAACAGGCCGCCUUCACCAACAGGGAUUCGGUACAAAAAGAGAUAAAAGCUACUCUCUCCCAGAAAGCCACUCUGACCUGUGAAGUGAUCGAUAACAAGACAGAGGUGAAAUGGUACAAGGACGGCAAACUGCUGACAUCCAGUAAGACUGUAUACACAGAGGCAAAGGGCAAGACUCGUAAUCUGGUGAUAGAAAAGGUGGAGAAGAAGGAUGCUGGUGAAUACAGCUGUGAGAUUGGAGCUGAAAAGCUAGCAUUCAAGAUACACGUGAUAGAAACUCAGACAGCCUUCUCCAACAAAGAGUCUGUACAGAGGGAGGUCAAUGCAACUCUCUCCCAGAAAGCCACUCUGAGCUGUGACGUGUCUGAUACCAAGACAGAGGUGAAAUGGUACAAGGAUAGCAAGCUACUGACUAACUCUAAAACAGUCCACAUGUUGUCAAAGGGCAAGACUCAUCAGCUGGUCAUAGAGAAUGUAGAAAAGAAGGAUGCUGGCCAGUACACUUGUGAGGCUGGAGGAGAAAAACUUGUCUUCAAGAUUCAGGUGGCAGAAACUCAAGCAGUUUUCACAAACAAGGAGUCUGUACAGAAGGAGGUGAAAGCUACUCUCUCCCAGAAGACAGUAUUAAACUGUGAAGUGUCUGACACCAAGACAGAGGUGAAAUGGUACAAGGACGGCAAACCUCUGACAUCCAGCGAGACAGUCCACAUGGAAACACAUGACAGGACUCGUCGAGUGGUGUUGGGUGCUGUAGAGAAGGGAGAUGCUGGCGAGUACACCUGUGAGGUUGGAGAAGAGAAAGUUGCCUUUAAGGUUAAGGUGUCAGAGGUCCAGGCUGCCUUCGCCAAUAAGGAAUCUGUACAGAAGGAGGUGAAAGCUACUCUCUCCCAGAAAGCCACUCUGAGCUGUGAUGUAUCCGAUUCCAAGACAGAGGUGAAAUGGUACAAGGACGGCAAACUGCUGACUUCAUCUAAGACAGUCCACAUGGAAACAAAGGGCAAGAAUCGUCAGCUGGUGAUAGAGAAGGUAGAGAAGAAGGAUGCUGGCCAGUACACCUGUGAGGUUGGACCUGAGAAGUUGGCCUUUAAGUUACAGGUUGCAGAAUCCUCAGCCAAGUUUAAAAAGACUGCUUUGAAGGAUACAUGUGUCCAAGCAGGUCAGGAAAUAGUUUUGACCACUGAGUUGACUUUGGAAACUGCCAGUGUUAAGUGGUUCAAGGACGGAGUGGAGUUAAAGGAGGGCCCUAAGUACGAGAAGAGGACAGAGGGAUAUUCUCGUACCCUCCUUGUGAAGUCCAGCGAAGUCAGAGACACUGGCACCUACUCUUGCCGCACUGCUGAUGACAAGCUUGAGUUCAGUGUUCAAGUCAAAGAUUCACCUCUGAAGUUUGUGGUGAAGUUGCAGCCUAUAGCCAUGGAGCUGGGCAGUACCCUAACCCUGACUUGUGAACUGAACCGAGCCUCAGGGGAUGUGCUCUGGCGCCACAACCACAGUGAGGUCAAACCUGGAGGCAGGUUCCGUGUCAGCGCUGACGGGCCCAAGCGGACCUUAACAGUAACAAGCCUGGCCAAAGAGGAUGAGGGAGAGUACAGCUGUGAAUGCAAAGAUGAUAAGACCUCUGCCAAGGUGUCCAGCAAAGCGCCUAAACUGGUAAAGCUGACUUCCAAGCUGAGCAACAUAGCCGCAGUGGAGGGAAAGGAUGCCCUCUUCAGGUGUAGUGUCACCCCAGCCGACGUCUGUGUAAAGUGGCUUCACAACAAUGUGCCCAUAACUGCUGGGCCCAAAUAUAAGAUUGAGCACGGGGGCACCAGCCACUCCCUCACUAUUACCUCAGUCAGUCAGGUGGAUGCUGGAGAGGUCAGUGUAGAUGCAGGGGGCAAGACCUGCAGCGCCACUCUCCAGGUUCAACUGGAACCUGUGAUGUUCAAGAAAAAGCUGCAGAAUGUGAGUGUGGUGGAGGAUGAAAAAGAGGUGAAGCUGGAGGUGGAGCUGAGUAAGCCCUCUAAAGAGGUCAGGUGGAUGAAGAACAGUGUGGUACUGCAGCCUGGAGACAACAUGGAGAUAAGGGUGGAUGGGGCCAAGCAGACCCUGGUUUUCAAGAGUGUGACCACCACCGACCGCGGAUACUACUCCUGUGAGACUCUGGAUGACAAGACCCAAGCCAAACUCAUUGUGGAUGUGAAAAAGAUUGAAGUGGUGAUGGGCCUGCUGGCAGAAGUCAAGGUACAUGAGAAGGAGACAGUGACCCUGGAGUUGGAGCUUAGUCAGGCUGAAGUGGAGGGCAUCUGGACCAGGGAUGGCCUCAAGCUCAAAGCAGGUCCGAACUGCCGUAUUACAGCCAUAGGGAAGAAGCAUGCCCUUACACUGUCCCAGCUCAAGAUGGAGGAUGCAGGAAUUAUUGCAUUCCAAGCUGAUGGGGUCAAGACUUCCACCAAGCUCAUUGUUACCGAACCUGCUGCAUUGAUCUCUAAACCCAUGGAAGAUGUUAAAGUUCCAGAGAAGGAGAAGGCUACACUUGAAUGUGAGGUGUCCAGAACCAAUGCUCAGGUCAAGUGGUUUAAGGGUGACAAUGAGCUGAAACCAGGAAAGAACUUGGGCAUCCACUCUCAGGGUCGUAUACACAGCCUGAUUAUCCACAAAUGUUCCAAAGAAGAUGAGGGCACAUACAUCUGCCAAACCUGUGAUGACAACUCAUCAGCUAAACUCACUGUUCAUGCCAGAGACAUUAAGAUAGUUAAGAAGCUGGUGGAUCUGGAAGUAAUGGAGAAGGAGAGCGCUUCCUUCGUCUGUGAGAUCUCUCACGAUGACGUGGACUGCCAGUGGUUCAAAGGCGACACCAAACUCAAAGUCAGUGACAAUAUCAAGAUGAGACAAGAGGGUAAAAUCUAUGUGUUGCUGUUUAAGUCAGUGACCACAGCGGAUGUGGGUGAGAUUAUAUUCACUGCUGAGAAAGCAACAUCAACGGCCAAACUAAAUGUGAAAGAGCUUCCUGUCCGGUUUGUGAAAAAGCUCAGGGAUAAGUUAGCGAUGCAUUCACACCGUGGGUUCCUGGAAUGCCAAGUGUCUCGGGCCAGCGCCAAAGUCAAGUGGUACAAGAACAAGAAGGAAAUCAAGCCCAGCAAAAAACACGAGAUCAGUAGUGAGGAUGUAUACCGCAAACUCACCAUCAACGAUGUAGGCUCAGAUGACGAGGAUACUUACACCUGUGACGCAGCUGACGACAAGACAUCCUGCAAACUUCUUGUGGAAGAACAGGCCAUUAGCAUUGUACGGGAGCUAAGUGCUGUGGAAGUGACUGAGCCCUUCGCUGCCUUCUUCGAAGUGGAGAUCAACAUUGAUUCAGUUAAGCCCCCCAAGUGGAGCCUGAAUGGUGUGGCCGUGCAGGAGAGCGCUGAUGUGGAGAUGGAGAAGGAGGGAACCAUGCACCGCCUCACUUUCAAGAAGACCAAGGCCUCCAUGACGGGACCUGUCCAGUUUACGGCUGGAAAGAGCAAGUCUGUGGCACAGCUUACUGUCAAAGAGCGCCCUCUUGAGAUUGUAGAUCCCAUUAAAAAUGUAACAGCCAAGGAAAGGUGCUCCGCCACUCUGAGCUGCAGGUUCUCCGCUGCACCCAAGGAGGUGAGCUGGUUCAAAGGCCAAACCCUACUUGUGGCUUCAGACAAGUACAGCCUGAAACAAGACGGUGUGAAGGCUCAGCUGACCAUCCAGAAGUUGACUGGGGAAGACACUGGAGAGUACUGCUGUCAAUCGGCUGCUGCCAGGACCAAGGCUACACUUACUGUAGAAGUUCGAAAAGUGGAGAUCACUAAACACCUGGCUGACAUUGAGGUGGAUGAGGAAAACGAUGCAGUGUUAACCUGUGAGAUCAACUUUGCUGAUGAGGAGGUGCAAUGGCUGCUCAAUGACAAAGCACUCUUCUCCAAUGAAGUUAACAACAUCACACACGUGGGCAAAGUACACACGCUCACACUGAAGAACCUGGCACCUGAUGAUGGGGGCACCAUCACUUUCAAGGUCAGGGAUGUCAAGGAAUCUGUCACCCUAAAAGUAAAAGAGAAGCGUGCAGUGUUCCUCAAGUCUCUGGAUGACGUGGUGGGUGAGGUGAAAGGUGUGAUCACUCUAGCAUGUGAGGCCUCCAAGACCAGGGUGUCUCCAACCUGGAGGAAAGAUGGUACAGUCCUGACCACUGGGACUAAGUAUGAGGUCCUGCACACAGGCAAGUCCCUGGGCCUGAUCAUUAAAGAUGUUACCAAGGAAGAUGCAGGGGAGUACAGCUGUGACCUGGGAACUGAGAUUUCAAAGUCAAAGGUCACUGUGAGAGACCUGACUAUAGGUAUCACCAAGCAGCUGAAGUCUGUGGAGGCGAUGGAGAGUGAGACAUGUAGCUUUCAAUGUAUUCUGUCGAGGGAGAGCACUGACGAGUAUUCCUGGAACUUGAAUGGCCAGACCAUCACAAAUGGUGGACGCUUCCAGGUCUCCAGUACAGGUCGGAAAUACACCCUGGUUGUCAAGGACGUGACGCCAGAGGAUGCUGGUGAGGUGGUUUUCAACAUCAAGAACCUGAACUCCAGGGCAACCCUUGCUGUUAAAGAUAAAGCCCAAUCAAUUUUACGGGACCUGCAGGACGUCAGUGCAGUCUCGGGGGAAGACGCUGUGUUUACUUGUGAGGUCAGACAGACCAACGCAAUUGUCCAGUGGGCGAAGGAUGGGAAGGACAUAAGGAAGAGUGAAAAAUAUGAGAUCAGCAAAGAGGGGAGGGUCAUGAAGUUGAUCAUUCACAGGAUCACUGUUCAGGACUCUGGGGUAUAUAGUUGUGAGGUCAUUGGAGGGGCCACGACCAAAGCCAAGCUGGAGAUCAAAGAGCCAGUCCAUAAGUUCACCAAGGAGCUGGAAGACAGAGAUGCAGAAGAGAAGAGCACAGUGACCCUGCAAUGUGAGACUGCUCAGCCUGCCUCCAAAGCAACUUGGUACAAAGAUGGUGUAGAGCUCAAGUCUGGGGGUCGCUAUGAGAUAAACCACAGGGGGACCGUCCUUGCCCUGACAAUCAAACAGCUAGAGGAGAAAGACAGCGGGGCUUACACUUGUGACGUAGGCACUGCCAAGAUGACCGCAAAGCUUACAGUCCAAGCCUUGCCUCCCAGCUUUAAACAGAAGCUGAAAAACAAGCAAGCUAAUGAAGGGGAGAUGGUCACUCUCUGCUGUGUGUUGUCUAAACCUGGGGCCAAGGUUCAUUGGAAGAAAUGCACUGAGAAUCUCAAAGUUGGAGCCAAAUAUGAUAUGAAGCAAAAGGAGGCCUCCUGUGAGCUUCAGAUAAACAAUCUGACGGUUAAAGACAGUGGAGAGUACUCCUGUGAGUGCGGAGACCAGAAGACCACAGCAACUAUAACAGUCAAUGCAAUUCCUGUGACCUUCAAACGCAAGCUGCAGAGCCAAGAGGCUGAGGAGGGGGCCAGAGUUACCCUGCACUGUGAGCUCUCUAAACCUGGGGUGUCUGUGGAAUGGAGGAAGGGAACACAGGUGUUGAAGUCUGGGGAAAAGUACCAGAUGAAUCAAAAAGACUCAGUGAGUGAACUCCUGAUCAGCAAAGUUGAACCAGAAGACAGCGGAGACUACAGCUGUGUGUGUGGAGACCAGAAGACUACAGCCAAACUGAAAAUCUGUGCUCAGCCAGUGACAUUCAUGAAAAAGCUGCAGAGCCAAGAGGCUGAGGAGGGGGCCAGUGUUACCCUGCACUGUGAGCUCUCUAAACCUGGGGUAUCUGUGGAAUGGAGGAAGGGAACACAGGUGUUGAAGUCUGGGGAAAAGUACCAGAUGAAGCAAAAAGACUCAGUGAGUGAACUCCUGAUCAGCAAAGCUGAACCAGAAGACAGCGGAGACUACAGCUGUGUGUGUGGAGACCAGAAGACUACAGCCAAACUGAAAAUCUGUGCUCAGCCAGUGACAUUCAUGAAAAAGCUGCAGAGCCAAGAGGCUGAGGAGGGGGCCAGUGUUACCCUGCACUGUGAGCUCUCUAAACCUGGGGUAUCUGUGGAAUGGAGGAAGGGAACACAGGUGUUGAAGUCUGGGGAAAAGUACCAGAUGAAGCAGAAAGACUCAGUGAGUGAACUCCUGAUCAGCAAAGCUGAACCAGAAGACAGCGGAGACUACAGCUGUGUGUGUGGAGACCAGAAGACUACAGCCAAACUGAAGAUCUGUGCUCAGCCAGUGACGUUCAUGAAAAAGCUGCAGAGCCAAGAGGCUGAGGAGGGGGCCAGUGUUACCCUGCACUGUGAGCUCUCUAAACCUGGGGUGUCUGUGGAAUGGAGGAAGGGAACAAAGGUGUUGAAGUCUGGGGAAAAGUACCAGAUGAAGCAGAAGAAAUCUGUGAGUGAACUCCUGAUCAGCAAAGUUGAACCAGAAGACAGCGGAGACUACAGCUGUGUGUGUGGAGACCAGAAGACUACAUGCAGUCUCAAGGUUAAGGCUCUCAAGACUUCAGCUCCAUCUAUAGGUUCCAAACAGGUGGAGCCACUGAACAAAGAGACAAAAAGAGGAGAUGUUUUGAAACCUCCAAUCCCUGAAGUUACACCACUGGAUGCCCUGAAGCAGGAGACCAAACAGACAGAAGCACCGAAGCCACCCUCUCCCUCACUCAUCUCAGAAAAAGACAUCAAGAAGCAGAAGGUCAAAAAGGAAGAAGUGUCUGUAGUUCCAACGCCUGUGGGUCCUGUAGUCCCUAAAGAAGGGCAUAUCAAGUUGGAGACAAAGGGAGCAGUAGAAGUCUGUGCUCCUUUAGUCACUCCCAGAAAGCAGGAGCUUCUGAAGCAAGCAACCAAAGAGCCCUACAAGGAGACAGUUGAAAAGAAGACAGAAGUAGAUGUGCAUGCCUCUAAUCCUGUUGCUCCUGCCACUCUUAAAAUGGAGCCCCUGAGGGAGGAGACAUUUGCAAAGGAGGCCGUUCUAAAAGCUCAUGCUCUUCCAGUCACAUUCACCCAAGACCUGCAGAGCCAAGAGGUUGAGGAGGGGGCCAGAGUUACCCUGCACUGUGAGCUCUCUAAACCUGGGGUAUCUGUGGAAUGGAGGAAGGGAACACAGGUGUUGAAGUCUGGGGAAAAGUACCAGAUGAAGCAAACAGGAUGUAGCAUGGAGAUGCAGAUUUGUGAUUUGAAACCUGAAGACACGGGAAGCUACCACUGUCAAACUGGAGACACAGAGACCUCGGCUUGCCUGAAAGUGAAUGCUAUCCCAGUCAUUUUCACCAAAGAACUGCAGAGCCAAGAGGCUGAGGAGGGGUCCAGUGUUACCCUGCACUGUGAGCUCUCUAAACCUGGGGUGUCUGUGGAAUGGAGGAAGGGGGAGGUGGGUCUAUGUGCCUGUGCCAAGUAUGAAAUCCUCCAGGAAGGGCACAGCGUCAGACUAGUCAUCCACAGCUUAGACCCAGAAGACUCUGGCUGCUACACCUGUGACAGUGGUGACCGGAAAUCCACAGCACACCUUGCUGUAAAGGCCCUACCAGUUUAUUUCAAAACCCGACUACAGAAUCUAGACUGGGACGCAGAUGAGAUUGCAAUCCUCCGAUGUGAAAUCACCAAACCCGGGGCCAGCGUUGUCUGGAGCAAGGGCACCAGGGUUCUGGAGUCUAACAACAAGUAUCAGCUGAAACAGGAAGGGGCCGUCGUAAAGCUGAUCAUCUAUAACCUACAAGGUUCUGACUCUGGGGAGUAUAUCUGUGAUACGGGUUACCAGAAGACUUGUUCCACGCUCACCGUGCAGGAGCUGGUGACCAUAGUGAAGGUCUUGAACAGCUGUUCGGUACUUGAAGGGGAGGAUGUCUACUUUGAAUGCCAUCUGUCUCAUGAGAAUGCCAAGGACGUCCAGUGGAAGCUUGCUGACGUCCCUCUGCAGAACAAUGAGAUGAACUUGAUCCGUGCCCAGGGCAAGGUGCACAGCCUCACCCUCAGGGGGGUCACCCAGGCCGACUCGGGCACUGUGACCUUCACCGUGGGCCGUCAUACCUCCACCGCCAGCCUGACCGUCCGAGGGGCCCCUGUGGUGUUCAAGAAGGAGCUGGAGAGCCAAGAGGCAACGCAGGGGGGUAGUGUCUCCCUGACCUGUGAGAUAAGUGCUGAGAGCAUGGUGACCUGGAGAAGGGGCUCUGUGCUCCUCACCGAGGGGGAUAAGUAUUCCUUGGAGCACAAGGGUACCGUCUACACCCUGACAAUUCACAACCUGAAGGCUGUGGACGCUGGGGAGUACACCUGUACUACUGGGGACAAGCAGAGCACUGCCACCCUGACCGUCAAAGAGUCGGUACGCAUUAUUCGGGAGCUACACGACAUCACAGUGACUACCGGGCAGAAUGCUGUGUUCGCGUGUGAGUUGUCCCAGGAGGACGUGACCAAUGGAGAAUGGUGGCUGGGCGAUAACCUCCUCCAGAACAAUGACCUGAACCAGAUGACCUGUCAGGGCAGAGUUCACCGGCUGACCCUCCAGAUGGUCACUCCGGAUGAUUCAGGGGACGUGGCGUUUGUGGUGGGCGACGAGAAAACUGUUGCCAGCUUACUGGUGGAGGAGAAGCCCAAAGCGUUAAUCCUAGAGAAGCCUCACGAUACAGUGGCCCUGGAGGGCGAGACAGUUACCCUGUCCUGCACAGUCUCCGAGCCAGUGGCCACUGUCACCUGGAGCAGGAAUGAUGUGGCCAUCAAAGCAGGACUUAAGUAUGACCUGCGGAAGAAUGGAACUCUUCAGCAGCUCCGCAUACACAGCCUGGAGAUGGAGGACUCUGGGACUUACUGCUGUGAUACCGGGGAUGAGAAGUGCACCGUCACAUUGACUGUGGAAGGUGCCCCGGCCUUCUUCCAGAAGGAGCUGAAGAACCAGGAAGCCCAGGAGGGUGAUGAUGUCGCUCUGCGCUGUGAGCUCUCCAGGUCGGGCGUUCAUGUGGAGUGGAGGAAGGGAGGCGUAGUCCUCCAGGCUGGUAAGAAGUAUGAGAUGAGGCAGGAGGGCUGCGUUCAUGAGCUCAUCGUUCACAACCUGGAGCCAGAGGACAACGGCUACUAUACCUGCGAUGCUGGCGACCAGCUGACCACGGCAUCGCUGACAGUGCAAGAGGCAGAGGUCCUCAUAGUGCAUGGCCUAAAGAGCAUCGAUGUCUUUAUGGGCGAGUGGGCCACCUUCUCCUGCCAGCUGUCCCAAGGCGUACGGGCUGGGGAGGUGCAGUGGUGGCUGGACGGAACGCUUCUCCAGAACAGCCGCUCCAGUGAGAUAGGCCUGAGCCCCAACCAUGUCCACACCCUCACCCUGAAAGACCUGACUCCGGACGCCUCGGGCACAGUCACGUUCAAAGCACGAAGUCUGGUGUCCUAUGCCAAACUCUUAGUCAAAGCGGGAGAGACCUGUUUUGCUAAAUUAUACCCCACGAUAGAGGUGGUGAGCGAGAUGCAGGACCUUCGAGUGGCUGAGGACAAGCCUGCUGAGUUCAUCUGCCAGUACUCCCGGCCGGUCAAGGCCCAGUGGAAGAAAGACGGCCGGCCAUUGCAGCCUGACGGCAAGAGGGUGGUAGUGGAGCAGGACUGGACUGUGGCUCGCUUGUACAUAAGCCAUGUGUCCACUGAGGACAGGGGGACAUAUUCCUGUGAGGCAGAGGGGACCUGCGUGGUCGCCUCGCUGGAGGUGGAAGCCAAACCCAUUGAAAUUGUCCAAGGCCUUGAGAACAUGGACACCAUUGAUGGUGGCGAAGCCCUGUUUGAGUGCUCCAUCUCUCGCUGUGAGGUAAAAAGCUGCCGCUGGCUCAUUAACGGCAAGCUGGUGAAGAAUUCCCCCACCACCGAGAUUGUAUCCUUUGAGAGUGGCCGCCGCCACCUGCUCCUGCUGAAGGACCUACAUGUCGGGGACAGCUGCCAAGUUACCUUCCAAGCUGGCACCGCGUCCACCUCGGCCAUGCUCAACGUCAAAGGAUGGCAGUUGGAUGUGGUGAACAACCUGGAGGAUAAGGUAGCUGUUGUGGGAGAGAAGGUGGAGUUCAGUUGCAUGCUGACGGAGCCUGUACCUGAGGCGGAGGUAGCGUGGUACGCUAACGGAGCAGAGCUAAAGAACGACCACACCUGGGCCAUGUGGGCUGAUGGCUGCACCUACCACCUGGUGCUGAGAAAGGCUCCAGCCAUGCUUCCACAGGAGAUUACCUUCGCUGCCAGGAACACCAUCUCCAUGGCCAAGCUCACUGUCAUCUCUGUUCCCGACCCCCCUGAGGACCCAGAGCUAGUCAGUAAGAGUAAACAGGGGGUGACCCUUUCCUGGUUUACACCCCUCAGCGAUGGUGGCAGCCCUAUUCUGGGCUACAGUGUGGAGAUGAGGCUGGCAGACAGCACCCUCUGGCUUCCAUGCCAUACAGAGCCUGUGUGUAAUACAGAGUUCUCUGUUGAUAACCUCAUCCCUGGGAGCGGCUACAGGUUCCGGGUGGCUGCCAUCAACAGAGCUGGGACUGGAGAACCUGUCCAGCUGCCCCAGACUGUGCAUCUGGAGGCUCCGGUGACAGUGACUAAGCAGCUGUCCUGUACAGUCCUGGAAGAGGGUAAGAUGGCCCGUGUGGAGUGCCAGCUCUCUGCUGAAGGCAUCUCGGUCACCUGGCUCAAAGACAACAAGGAGCUAGAGUUUGGAGUCAAAUACCAGGCCACAACAGAGGGAAAAACACAGGUGCUGCUGAUCAAAAACUUUGUGUCUGCUGACCAGGGCGUGUACACCUGUGUGGCCUCAGACGAGGCAGAAAGCUCCAUUAACCUCAACCUACCAAAAGCUGUAGGUGGAGAUGUGGUUAAGUUGGAGGAGGGGGCCCAGCCCAGCCUUCCUCCUGAGGCUGCCUCUGAGGGUGAUGUCCACAUGCUGUGGGAGGCUCUGGCAAAGAAACGCCGCAUGAGCAGGGAACCUACUCUUGAUUCCAUCUCUGAGCAGCCAGAUGAGGAGGACAAGACGCCCAAGACAUCCCAGGAGACAGUCAAGGGGGAAGCGCCAGAGAAAGUGGUAGAGGUGAAGGCAUCAGAGAAAGUGGUAGAGGUGAAGGCGUGGGAAAAAGUGGUGGAGGUAAAGGCACCAGAGAAAGUGGUGGAGGUGAAGGCACCACAAAAAGUGGUGGAGGUCAAGGUGCCAGAGAAAGUGGUGGAGGUGAAGGCACCACAAAAAGUGGUUGAGGUGAAGGUGCCAGAGAAAGUGGUGGAGGUGAAGGCACCACAAAAAGUGGUGGAGGUGAAGGCGCCAGAGAAAGACAAUGUGAACAAAAUGGAAAAGGAGAAGCUUGUGAAGCCGGUCAUCGUCCCUAUGAAGAAAGACUUGGAACCCAACCUGUACACAAGCUCUGAAGACGAAUCCAGACCCCCAACUCUGGUGUCCUACCUGAAGAAGAGCAGCAAGUCCUCUCUCUCCGUGUCCAACCAGACAGAGUCAAUGUCCACUGAGAAGUUCUAUGCACAUUUCGAGUUAAAGGAGCAAUCCACGCACCAACAGACCUCAUCUUCGGUCACUGCCCAGACCACCGAAGGCAUCAUGACGGUCACUGGCGACACAGCCGAAGACAAGGGACUUCUGGACGCUGCUGUCAAGAUCCAGGCUGCCUUCAAGGGCUACAAGGCCCGCAAGGACAUGCGUCCAGUGUUCAAGGAGGUCUUCAAGGACCAGACCAAGGAGCCCAACGGCACCAUCCACCUGGAGUGCGUGGCUGAGGGCAAGCCCGAGAAGGUGCGCUGGUUGAAGGACGGCGAGCCCCUUGCAGACGGCAAGCACCACCACAUCGACAUCUACAACGAUGGCACCUGCUCUCUGGUCAUCACCGCCAUCACCACCAAGGACACCGGUGUCUACACGUGUGAGGUCACCAACAAGUUCGGGGUGACCACCCACAGCGGCAAGGUAACUGUGGGUUCUGCGCGGGAGGAAUCUGGGCGGAGGCCCCUGACCAUGGGCUACAGUGCCGACAGCGAAGCGGAGAGCUCCUCAGCUGAGAGUGAGAUGGAUGAGUCUCUAAGGCAGGCCAGCAAACGGCUGCGCCGGCUCCUGCGCACUCGCUUGCCCGCCACGUCGGAGGAGGAAUCGUUCGUCAGCUGCGACGACGAGGGUGAGCUGCAGAUCCCUGACCCCAAAUCGUACCGUGAGGAUGAUCGCUACAUCUACAUCCGCUUUGACUCACGCUCUGAGGCCCAGGUGGCAUCUCAGCGUUUCCAGGAGAUGUUCACGGCUCAGGGGGUACCAGUGGAGACCACCAUCCAGGAGGCCGGACCUCUUAAAGUGGAAUUGCGUAUUAUGAAAAUGGGAUACACUCAAGAUGGCUCUGCAACACCCACACAGGAGAAACAGCUGCCCGCAUUGAUGGCAGGAGCCCCUGCGGCCCCAGUCUUCCUGACUGAACUCCAGAGCCAGGACGUGCCUGACGGUUACCCCGUCAGCUUUGAUUGCGUGGUGAUCGGGAAGCCUCCACCCAGCGUGCGCUGGUUCAAGGACGGGAAGCUUCUGGAAGAAAACGACCACUACAUGAUCAAUGAGGACCAGGAGGGCUGCCAUCAGCUCAUCAUCACCACUGUGCUACCUUCGGACAUGGGCGUCUACCGAUGCAUGGCUGAGAACACCAGAGGAACCGCCGCCACCAAGGCUGAGCUCAGGGUCGACAUUUCUUGCAGCUCUGACUAUGAUACUGCAGCUGAUGCCACUGAGACGUCCUCCUACAUCAGUGCCAAGGGCUACAUGUCUAGGGAAACUGAAGCGUUUGAGUCUGUGGCAGAGGACGAGCAGAUGCCACAAGUAAUUGAUGAGCUCCAUGAUGUGCAUGUCAGCCCAGGCUCACCCAUUGCUAAAAUGCAACUUAAAGUUAAAGGGUUCCCCCAGCCAAGAGUGUACUGGUUCAAGGAUGGCCAUCCGCUACGUUCCUCAGACAGGGUCCUGCUGAUGGACAAGAGUGAUGUCCACAGCAUGGAGAUCCUGGAGGUGAAGAAGGAAGACACGGGAGAGUACUCUGCUUACAUCAGCAAUCCUGCUGGCUCUGCAUACUCUUCUGCACGGCUUCUGGUUCAGGGUCCAGGAGAGCUUACUCCAGUCGAGAAACAUGAUCCAAAGGUACCACUGGUGCCACCACGGUUCCUGGAGAGGUUCAGCAACCGAAAGGUUAAACAGGGAGCCAGCGUCACCAUGUCUGUCAGAGUGGAAGGUUCUCCCACCCCCAUGGUAACCUGGCUGAAGGAGGAAUCUGCUAAGGACGUAUUGUGGAUUAAGCCAGACACUAAGGGCUAUAAGGUGGCCAGCUCUGGGCGCCAACACAGCCUCAUCCUCAUGGACGUAGAUUCUCGGCACACAGGCACCUACACCUGCAUAGCCACAAACAGGGCGGGGCAGUCCAUCUGCACUGCCCUCUUUGAGGUGGAGGACGUGGCACCACCACCAAAAGAAGACACCCACAUCCCUCUGGGGAUUACUAUCAGCCCUCCAGAGGAGGAGACUGGCAAAGGAAAAAUGCCUUAUCUGGGUGAAGUUGGAACGGAAGAGUUCCUUAUGAAACUUACCUCCCAGAUCACAGAGAUGGUAUCUGCCAAGAUCAGCCAAGACAGCGCACAGAACCAUCAAGUGCUCCAGUGGAUGAAAUCAUGGCCCAAAGCCUCCACCUCACUGCGUGUCCCGGGAGGCGAUAGCGACGAUGAGACCAAGACACCCUCCCCCUCGCCGCACCACGGACGCUCUCGUCCUGGCUCCAUCCUUGCUGAAUCCUCUUCCGAGUCUGACGACCCAGAUGCCAGAGGAGAGAUGUUUGACAUCUACGUGGCUACAGCUGAUUACAACCCCACCAUCCCCAGCAAAGAGACCAUUUCACUGAAAGAGGGCCAAUAUGUUGAGGUUCUGGACUCAGCACACCCACUCAAAUGGCUGGUCCGGACCAAACCAACCAAAACCACCCCAUCCCGCCAAGGCUGGGUCUCACCUGCCUACCUGGACAAGAAACUCAAGCUGUCUGCCGAUGCUGGUGAUAUUCCUGAGCCUGGUGGAGAAGAGUUGUCAGAAGGAGAGUACAAGAAGAGGCUGCUCCAACUGAUCCAGGACAUGAUCAGCAGUGAGGAAGAGUUUGUCAAAGAGAUGGACUUCUUCACCUCCCACCAUGUAAAGCAAGUGGAGAGCCCAAGUGCUCCAUCUGAUGUCACCAGCCAGAAGGAGGUCAUAUUCAGAAACAUAAAUGACAUCAAGGCCUUUCAUGACAAAUCCAUGCUCCCUAAGUUGAAGGAGUGUGACACAGAUGACGAUGUGGCCAUGCGGUUCCUCAGAAGCACAGAGGGCUUUGAGAAAUACCUCCAUUACAUCAUAGGGCAGCAAAAGGCUGAGGAUGCUAUCAGUGACAAGACCAUACACAGCUUCUUUAAAGAAUACACAGACAAAGAACAGGCCACUACAGACCCUGCUGAAGGUCCUGUACUGAGCAUCAACGCCUACCUACAGAGACCUUUGGACAGAAUCCAGAAGUACAAGGCCUUGCUCAAGGAGCUCAUCAGAAACAAAGCCAGGAAUGGUCAGAACUGCUGUCUGCUGGAGGAGGCCUAUGCCAUGGUUUCAUCCCUACCGCAGCGCUCUGAGAACACACACCAUGUCUCCAUGAUAGAGAACUACCCAGCCAAUCUGGAUGUAUUGGGGGAGCCUAUCAGACAGGGCCCGUUCAUGGUGUGGGAGGGAGCACCAGGGGUAAGGUCGUCCUCCAGAGGCCACCACCGCCACGCAUUCCUCUUUAAAAACUACGUCAUCAUCUGCAAAUCCAAGAGAGACACUAACUCAGACACCCAGAGCUACGUCUUUAAGAACAUGAUGAAGCUGAACAACAUAGACGUGAAUGAGACAGUGGAGGGUGACGACCGGGCCUUUGAGAUCUGGCACGAGCGUGAAGACUCUGUCAGGAAGUACACGCUACAGGCUCGGACCGUCUUCAUCAAGAACUCCUGGCUGAGAGACCUCAGAGAGCUGCAGCAACGAUACACCAUCCCUGCCUGGAGUAUGCCUGACUUUGAUGAGCUUCUAGCUGACUGCACGGCAGAGCUGGGACAGACGGUGAAACUUGCCUGCAAGGUUACUGGAGUGCCCAAACCUGUUGUCAUUUGGUACAAGGAUGGGCGUCCAGUAGAGGCUGACCCUCACCACAUCAUCAUCGAGGACCCAGACGGUUCCUGCACCCUGAUUCUGGACAACAUGACGGCCAGCGACUCUGGACAGUACAUGUGCUUCGCCACCAGCACAGCAGGCAACGCAAGCACUCUGGGAAAGAUCACUGUCCAAGUGCCUCCUCGUUUUGUGAACAAGAUAAGGAAUGCCGUGUUGGUCGCUGGUGAAGAUGUGCAGUUCUCCUGCACCAUUCAAAGCGCCCCCAGCCCCAAGAUCAGGUGGUUCAAGGAUGGGCGGCUUUUGACUGACCAGGAGAGGUAUCAGACCUACAGUGAGACUCGCAGUGGAGUCCUGGUGCUUGUCAUUAAAGGCCCUACGGAGAGAGACCUGGGACACUACGAGUGUGAGUUGUCCAAUCGACUGGGCAGUGCUAAAUGUGCAGCUGAUCUGUGCCUACCUUCAGCUGUGGCUAGAAGAGGAGAGCAGGCGAUCACCAUUGAAGUCACAGAGCAGGAAACUAAAAUACCAAAGAAAACCAUAAUCAUAGAGGAGACCAUAACCACAGUGGUGAAGAACACGCGCAUGAAACGACGUGGCAUGUCCCCGUCUGGGUUCAACCGCUCAGAAACAUCCACCCCAGAUCUCCCCACCACCCCCACUGGCAUGGCCAGGCAGAGGAGGCAGGCUUCCAGCAGGAAAACUACCAUCCCCACCCUCUACGUCACAGAGCCCCAGGGGGCCACCGGGGCCCGGGCCGCGGACAACAAGUGGGUGGAGGUGGAGGAAAUCAUUGAGUACAAGGUCAACAAGUCACCCAGGCCACCCAGGAGGAGAGGGGUCUCCCCAGCCAGAGUGGAGAGGGUGAACACCCCCUCCUCCACCAGGCCACGGAGAACCCCCAACCCCAAUGCCAACAACUCCAACAACAAGCUGGUCGAGUUGCAGGGGGCCCAGUCCUGGGACGAUGACACAGUGGUUGAGACUGGAUCUGCUGUGGCCUCUGGACUCAGUGUAGAGAACCAAGAAGUCUCCACUGUUCUAGUCCCUAAUGAAUGUGAAGAGGAUGAGGCCUGGCUAGAGGAACAGCAAGAGGCCAUUGUUGCAGAACCAGAUGACGACGACACCAAAACACUCAAGGAUCUGGAGCCCAAGAUCCUGACCCAAGGCGGUCGUGUUCUCACCCUGGAAGACCUGGAGGACUACAUUCCCAGGGAGGGGGAGACCUUUGGCUCCUCCAAUACCCCCUUGUCCCCUGACGAGAGGCCCUGUGAGAUCUCAGUGCUCCAGAGGGAGAUUGGGGGCUCUGCUGUUGGCCAGCCAGUGCUGCUCAACUUGGGGAGGCCUGUGGUUGUGCCUCGUGAGAGGGCCAGACCUGGCUUCUUCACCCGCUUCAGAGAGCACUUCUCAGGCAGUGUGUUCUCCCCAGCCACUGCCCACCACCCCAGCGAAGCCCAGUCCAGGAGGGAGAUUCCCAUCCAGGUCAGCCACGCCAAGGUAGAGGUCAAGCCGUCAUACUGCUCUGAGGUGCAGAAAGUCAAAGGUGGACAGCAAAGUUACAAAACCAAGGUUUUCACUUCAGUGGGCAAGCCAGUCAAUCUUCAGAUUAGCAGUAAGAGCCAAUAUCAAAACCAAUAACCUAGUGUGUGAAAAUAUGUUUCAUUGUCUGAUGGCUUUAAACCAAGCUGGCUUUGAACCAAGCAGAUUGUUGUUAUUUAAUGAAACGUACAGAGUCGUGUUAGUCUUAAAUGGGAACAUGUCUACAUAGGUGUUCAAAAUCAUAUCUAACCUUGCAUUUUACUGCCAAUGGCAGAUCAUUCCAUUUUGAAGCAACCCUUCUGAAAGUAAAAUGCAGACACAGCAAGUCAGUCCUUUUAAAGACAAAACAUCAACAGAGGGUUGAAUAUGUUGUUUAGGCUAAAUGAUUUCCAACCAUCAUUACAUACUAUUCAGACUUCAAUUUGUUGUUGCCUUGCUUACCACAUAUUUGAUGUACUGAAAUAUACAGAAAAACAUGUUUUGUGACAUCAGCUGACAAACAAAAUCCAUCUUAUUUACCCUGAGAUGACAGAUGUUUUGCAUGUUAUAAUCUUGACUUCUGUUCCUUGGAGAACACCAGUCAAAAGCACUAUGUAUUUCUGUUUUCCACAGCUGAAAUGGAAUGCACAAAGGAUAUCUACCAUGACUUGUAGCAUAUCAGUUUGUACACAGACAUGGGUUUUAACAUUAAGUUACGAAACCAGUGACUUCAUAAAACAAAGAUGACAUUAUAAAAAUAGGCCAUCAGAUUUUAAAUGUUGUAAAGAAGGAAUAUUGGAAUACUUUUAUCUGAAGCAACUUGCUAUCAUGGAUGCAAAAAAAUAAGAUUGACAACAUUGAUAGAAGGAUGGAAAAAAGUAGAAAAGAACAUUGAUUAUCAGUGGCUGGAUUGUGUGAAACAUUGAGUAUCCACAUUAGACACUGUCUGGCUGAGAAUAUAAGAAGCAGAUAAGUCAUAUCCAUUGAUCAAUCAAUUUUACUUCAGAUUGUGUUGUCCGCUCCAACUAUGCGGAAAAGUUUGGAUUGUGUUAAAACAUUUCUAGAUGAGCAGAGCAUUAACACUAACUGUAUGUCACUUGUAGUGUGGAUGCUGGGAUGAUCUAGUUCUAUACAGGUCUCAUAUAAAUGGCCUCUGAUUAUUUCAGGUUAUCAGCAGUGGAUUGUCACAGGGGAUUUUGCUGAUUACGUUAGGGUAAAAUAAUAGAAAUAUUUUUUUGAAAAGUGGCAGCAUGGAAUGUGUUAGCUAUUGAAAAGUAAGUAAAUUAAUAUUCAUCCAAUUAAUAUAAUUUAAUAUAUUUGGUUAAUUUAAAAGGACAGCUAUAUAGUUUGGAGUGGGUUAUUUAUCAUACUGGAUUUAUGAACUUUGUUGCAUUAAUAUUUUGUUUAAAAAUAUCAAAAUGACUACUUACCAAAGUAAUGUGGGGCAGUUAAUUUUAACUUGUAAUAGCAUUGAAUUAUAUAUUUGUGUGGUUAGAAACGCAUAAGAUAAAUGGUUUUGGCUGUCUGCUAAUGUUAAUUUGAAGGACAUUGAGUACUUCAAGUGUUGAAUAUACCAAAAUAAAUGAAUUGCAAUUGAUGAA
This is a messenger RNA of Esox lucius (northern pike), 21978 nucleotides long. It is a transcript of the gene obscnb, whose product is annotated as obscurin, cytoskeletal calmodulin and titin-interacting RhoGEF b. The record is from RefSeq and is a predicted model, not a curated record. Gene Ontology annotation, molecular function: guanyl-nucleotide exchange factor activity; protein binding. The transcript has 85 exons. Bases 197 to 20497 code for a protein of 6766 amino acids. NCBI's taxonomy places the organism in Eukaryota, Metazoa, Chordata, Actinopteri, Esociformes, Esocidae.